AUGCGCGGCGCGACCAUGCGGGUGGUGGUGGGUGGUGGGACAGGCUUCGUGGGCAGAGCCCUGACCCAGCUGCUGCGGAGCCGAGGGCACCAAGUGACCCAUGUGUCGCGAAGAGGGGGCAAGGAUCGGAUCAGCUGGGAGGAGCUGUCCCACUCUGGGCUGCCCCUGUGUGAAGCUGUGGUCAACUUGGCUGGUGAAAAUGUCCUCAACCCUUUCCGCAGGUGGAAUGAUGUCUUCUGCAGGGAGGUCGUCAGCAGCCGGGUGGAGACCACCAAGGCCUUGGCCAAAGCCAUCGCUGCUGCUGAGCAGCCUCCCCGUGCCUGGGUCCUCGUCACUGGCGUAGGUUUUUACCGCCCCAGCCCCACAGCUGAGUACACUGAAGACAGUGCAGGAGGGGAUUUUGACUUCUUCUCCCGCCUGGUGAGCUCGUGGGAGGCUGCAGCUCUCAUCCCUGGGAGCCCAACUCGUGGUGUUGUGGUGAGAUCAGGUGUAGUGCUGGGUCGCGAUGGCGGCGCAAUCUCUCAGAUGCUCUUGCCUUUCCGCCUGGGACUCGGAGGCCCCAUGGGCUCUGGACUGCAGCCCUUCCCUUGGAUCCACAUCCAGGACCUGGCUGGGAUCGUGUGCCACGCCCUGGAGAAGGAGUCUGUGCGAGGCAUCCUCAACGGCGUUGCCCCAUCCUCGCCUGGCACCUCCAAUGGCACCUUUGCCCAGGAGCUGGCGGCAGCCCUGGGCCGGCCGGCGCUGCUGCCGGUGCCCGCCUGGGCCGUGCGGGCCGUGUUUGGGGCAGAGAGGGCAGCCAUGCUGCUGGAGGGACAGAGGGUGCUGCCCAAACGCACCCUGGAGAGCGGCUACAGCUUCAUCUUCCCUGAGCUGCCUGCAGCUCUGAAGGACAUUGUGGCUUGAGGCCUCCCCGCUUGGGCUGGGCCCUGAUGGUGUGAGCUCACGUGGCUGCCCAUCAAAGAGGGGAGCCCUGCCCCUUGCCACUUCCCCAUCCACAUACAGAAGGGGUGAGCAGUCCUUUCCCCUGUAUCUCACUGUGUGCAUCCCCAGUUUAGGAACCAUCCCUCUUACUGCCACCUGAAUGUUAACAUCACCUGCAUUUGGGGAAGGGCAGGAGCCCCUCACAGGACUGUGGCUGUGGAAUUGCCCAUCUUCCCUUUGCAUGGUCUGGCAAAUCAGCUGGGGGUGUCAUGUCUUCUCCCCUGAGAGAUGUGGCAGCAGGAAACAGGUCCUAAUGCUGUUGGAAUUCCUCCAUGGUACUGGAAGUUGCCCUUCCUGUUUUUCCCCAUGAUGACAGGCAAAGCAGAAGAGCUAAAGUCUCUUUCUUGGUCUUGGUGGUUGUGGGAGAAGAUGCAUCUUAGGGUGCUGAAUACAAAUUGCUUGGAGACUCUGCCCUCUGUUGUGGCUGGUAGCAGGUUGAUGUGUCAGUACCUUCAGCUGAGUCUAAUCCAAAGAGUUACACCCUUCCAGGGUUCCAUUCCCCUUGUGCUGUGGCAGGGAUGAGGGAGAACCUUGCUUUGCCAGCCUCUAGAGGAAGGGGUGACAAUCAGAUUGUGCCCCCUGGACUGCUUUGCCUUGGUUGAGUGCCCAUCUAAGCUUGAGCUCAGGAAAGCUGGGUGGUACAUCCCUGUGUGAGCUUUAGUCUCAGCUUUAGUCCAGAGGAGCAUUUCUAUUCCCUUCCUUGUGCUCACCUCAGACCAGGGUGGUUUUCUUUCACUGAUCCCAUGAGGCGGUGCUGGUGUUCAGGUGUUCCCUCCCUGGGCACUGAGGAUAUCCCAGCUGCCUGCUCUGCCUUGGGAAGCAGUACCUCUUCCCUUGUACAGCAAAUUGCAGUUUUAUCACCUCACAGUGACAGAAAAUGUACCCACAUGCUUCCCUUGACCCACUUCCAUAUCCCAAAGUGGGUUGCAGGGUGUUAAGUCCACAGAGCAGUGAAGUUUAUUACAGCAGUACUUCUGGAGAAAUUCUCCUAUUGUGAUGUAAGCUGGGGCUAGAAGAUUCUAUGAAAAGGCACUUGAGGCAGAUAAAGACCUGCUCUUUGCCAUCCACAACAACAGCAGCCCACUCAUUCCUGGUUUAUGCCAUGCUGUAGUCAGAGCAGCUGAAGGAUCAGUCUUGGUGAAGUGUAGAUGACCCUCCUGUCUCUGCUCAGUACAUACUGGGGACAUCUGUGUGACAUCUGUGAGCAGGCUGGUCCUGGAGUUUGGGUCUCAUUCUGGCAGAGCUGAGUGUUCUGCACUGCUGCCUUGCUUUGGGGCUGGCUCUGGGCUGGCUGCUAAAUUGCAACACAGUAUUAAGGACAGCAAGGCUUAAUGCAGAGUUUUCUGUAGCAGUGGUAGUUCUGCACCAUUUGUAUUGUUAAUCUGCUUUACACAUUCUAUCACUAAUUGUAAGACACUGAUUUCCCUAAUUAAAGUUGGUAUUUCCCUUCCUUGUA
This is a messenger RNA of Agelaius phoeniceus (red-winged blackbird), 2437 nucleotides long. RefSeq names its product short chain dehydrogenase/reductase family 39U member 1 (gene SDR39U1). The record is from RefSeq and is a predicted model, not a curated record. NCBI's taxonomy places the organism in Eukaryota, Metazoa, Chordata, Aves, Passeriformes, Icteridae.